Leptonychotes weddellii (Weddell seal) is the source of this 3722-nucleotide messenger RNA. RefSeq names its product cleavage stimulation factor subunit 2 (gene CSTF2). Gene Ontology annotation, molecular function: mRNA binding. The record is from RefSeq and is a predicted model, not a curated record. Gene Ontology annotation, cellular component: mRNA cleavage and polyadenylation specificity factor complex. Gene Ontology annotation, biological process: mRNA 3'-end processing. NCBI's taxonomy places the organism in Eukaryota, Metazoa, Chordata, Mammalia, Carnivora, Phocidae.
GGAAGCGUGUUUAGCGCAGAGCUCACGCGCCGUACGGAAGUGUGCUCUGGCGCACCGGAAGCUGCCGGAAGAGAGCGAUGGCGGGUUUGACUGUGAGAGACCCUGCGGUGGAUCGUUCUCUGCGUUCGGUGUUCGUGGGGAACAUUCCAUAUGAGGCUACUGAAGAGCAAUUAAAGGACAUCUUUUCUGAGGUUGGACCUGUUGUUAGUUUCAGGUUGGUAUAUGAUAGGGAGACAGGAAAACCAAAGGGUUAUGGCUUCUGUGAAUACCAAGACCAGGAGACAGCACUUAGUGCCAUGCGAAACCUGAAUGGGCGUGAGUUCAGCGGGAGAGCACUCCGAGUGGACAAUGCUGCCAGUGAAAAGAACAAAGAAGAACUGAAGAGCCUUGGCACUGGUGCCCCUGUCAUUGAGUCACCUUAUGGAGAGACCAUCAGUCCUGAGGAUGCCCCUGAGUCCAUUAGCAAAGCAGUUGCCAGUCUUCCACCAGAGCAGAUGUUUGAGCUGAUGAAACAAAUGAAGCUCUGUGUCCAGAAUAGUCCCCAGGAAGCACGGAACAUGUUGCUUCAGAACCCUCAGCUGGCUUAUGCUUUGCUACAAGCACAGGUAGUGAUGAGAAUUGUGGAUCCAGAGAUUGCCCUGAAAAUUCUGCAUCGCCAGACAAAUAUCCCAACGCUGAUUGCAGGCAACCCUCAGCCAGUCCACAGUGCUGGGCCUGGCUCAGGAUCCACUGUGUCAAUGAACCAGCAGAAUCCUCAGGCCCCUCAGGCCCAGUCUUUGGGUGGAAUGCAUGUCAAUGGUGCACCUCCUCUGAUGCAAGCUUCUAUGCAGGCUGGAGUUCCAGCUCCAGGGCAGAUACCAGCAGCUGUAACAGGACCUGGUCCUGGUUCCUUAGCUCCUGGAGGAGGAAUGCAAGCCCAGGUUGGAAUGCCAGGAAGUGGACCAGUGUCCAUUGAACGGGGACAAGGAACCCUACAGCACUCGCCCGUGGGACCCGCCGGGCCUGCAUCAAUUGAGCGAGUUCAAGGGCAGAGAACAUGGAUGAUAUGGGCAUCUGUCCGAGGCUGUACUCCCUCCCUACUGGUGUCAGGAGGCUUGGAUGGAAUAGCAGUCUUGCCGAUGCAGGACCCCAGAGCCGCUAUGCAGCGUGGGCCCUUGCCUGCCACCGUCCCAACUCCUCGAGGUCUAUUGGGAGACGCUCCAAAUGACCCGCGUGGAGGCACUUUACUUUCUGUAACUGGAGAGGUAGAGCCUAGAGGUUACCUGGGACCACCUCAUCAGGGUCCACCCAUGCACCAUGUCCCGGGCCAUGACAGCCGUGGCCCACCCCCACAUGAGUUGAGGGGAGGGCCAUUAGCUGAGCCCAGACCUCUAAUGGCGGAGCCAAGAGGACCCAUGCUAGAUCAGAGGGGUCCACCCUUGGAUGGCAGAGGCGGAAGAGAUCCCCGAGGCAUAGAUGCACGGGGGAUGGAGGCACGAGCCAUGGAGGCUAGAGGAUUAGAUGCCAGAGGAUUGGAGGCCCGUGCUAUGGAAGCCCGUGCGAUGGAGGCCCGUGCGAUGGAGGCCCGCGCGAUGGAGGCCCGUGCGAUGGAGGCCCGUGCAAUGGAAGUCAGAGGGAUAGAGGCCAGAAGUAUGGAUACAAGGGGCCCGGUCCCUGGCCCUAGAGGCCCUAUGCCUAGUGGAAUCCAGGGUCCCAGUCCAAUUAACAUGGGCGCAGUUGGCCCCCAGGGAUCCAGACAGGUCCCAGUCAUGCAGGGAACAGGCAUGCAAGGAGCGAGCAUUCAGGGUGGAGGUCAGCCUGGGGGCUUUAGUCCUGGCCAGAACCAAGUUACCCCACAGGAUCAUGAGAAGGCUGCUUUGAUCAUGCAGGUUCUUCAGCUGACUGCAGACCAGAUUGCCAUGCUGCCUCCUGAGCAAAGGCAGAGUAUCCUGAUCUUAAAGGAACAAAUACAGAAAUCCACUGGAGCACCUUGAAAGGUUUUCAAAAAUACCUGGCAACAAAUCGGGAAAUUAAUUCCAUAACUUUGUUGAAAUGUUGCAAAAAGAUGACUUCUGCAUCCUAACCCUUGAAUGACUCAAAUUGGUGCCAGGUGGAGGAUUCCCAUCACCUUCUCUCAGAACAAAAUCAGUUCAUUCUGUUGUCUUAGUUUGUAUAUUUUCUGUGACUUGAAAUAAACUUUGAACACAAUUUUAGUAUACUGCAAAUUGAUAUACACGACCUUUUUGCUUUUAAAAGGCUGAACACCAAGGGUGAAACCUUAGAUGUGUUUUCAACCCUUACCGCAGUAUUGUACUUUAAUGUUAUAUUGCCAUAGUUCUGUUUUUCCUUUAAGUUAACCACUUAUUCUUCUUGGUGAUAUUUGAGAAUUUCUCAGAAGCAAUGUUUUCUGGAACUUAGUUUUUGCUUUGUUUGCUUCCAGCAGGAAUAAUAAGAUUUGCCCUUUGAGAACUUGCUAGAACUUCUGAGUUUACGGGGAGAAAAUAGCCCCUGCUUAGAGCUAUUAAAUGGUCAGAAGGCCAACAAAGCAAAGAGCCUAGCAGAGCAGUGUAUUUAGUUUAGGAAAAUCUAAUGAUCAAAAUGCACUUUUUUUUAUCAAUAGCAGGUUUAUUCACAUGCAUAUUUCAGAGCUAAGACAAAAAUGUUAUAUUGGCACUGGUUCAAGUGUGUCAGCAACACAGGAGACUGUUAACAUUUACCUGUCUGUUCUAAACCUCUUCAGUCUUGGUAGUCAACCUUAAAAGUUAAAGAAGCCACUAACUUUUCACAUGUUCAAGAUGAAGUAAAAACUAAAUAGAAAUCAAAGGAACAAAAUACAUUUCAUUCUGCCUUCUAGAUAAUCACUAACUUAUAGCCUUCCCCCAUAACCAAAUUUAUUUUGGGAAAUUAAAACAUAGAAAACCCUAAAACUUUUACAUUCUUCUCAUUUAUUUUAAGAGGACCAAAUGUAGAUCACAAGCAGUCAGAUUGCCCAUUAGGCCUGCCCCUGCCUGCUUCCUUACAGAUGGAUGUGACAGUAAUUAGUGCCACUCGCUCUGACCUAUGGCUCCUCCUACCUAGUAUUCUCUCUCUCAUAGUGGCAUUAAGGAGGAACAUGAUUUCUCUCCCAUCAGGCCAACCUCAAGAGGUUAAGAGAUGCCUUAAUAAUUAGUAAAGUUCCACUGGAACUAUUCUUUGAACCUAUUUAUAUUCUCAGAAUCCUACCCUCUGGGUGAGGAUUAUGGUCAAGUGAAUUAAAAGCCUGCCAUAGGCUUAGAGAAUGUAAUAGCAUAUUGCUUACAUGUCAAGCAAAAGAAUGCAAUGAUAAUCAACUUUAUGAGAGACAUUGAAAUUGAGGGAUUUUCUAUUCUGAUAUAUAAACGUUUACUACGACAAAAAUUUGCUGAAUAAGCUACUUCAUAUUACAACCUAGGAAGAAAAACGCUCAAAACAGCUGGGGAGCUUUCUGGGUCUCCUGCUCAUCCCCAAUUCAGGCUUGGAUGUUGAUUAUACAUAGGAUUUAUUAUUAUCAUUACCUUUUCUGCCUACUUCCAUGAAUAUUCUAGGCCUUAACAUGUUGAUUUUAGCAGUAGUCCUAUCUCAAAGUAUUGAUAUAGUUAGACAUUGAAACCGAGAGUGAAGCCUUUCUCAUUAGGAACUCAUUAUGUAAGUUUCAAGGAACACUAAGAUUCCAGAUCAAAAUCAACGAAGAUCAAAUUAUGUAGUCAGCAGUUGUCUAAGAGGAA